This is a messenger RNA of Cotesia glomerata, 1294 nucleotides long. RefSeq names its product prion-like-(Q/N-rich) domain-bearing protein 25. Lineage: Eukaryota; Metazoa; Arthropoda; Insecta; Hymenoptera; Braconidae. Bases 635 to 1294 code for a protein of 219 amino acids. The transcript is spliced from 6 exons. The record is from RefSeq and is a predicted model, not a curated record.
CGUCAUCAUGAAUAAAUCUUAAAGAUAUCUCAAAUUUUCUAAAAUCAUGAAAUACGUUAUACUAGUGCCGAAUCAACAGUCCUAAAAUUACCAUAAAAAAAAACUUAACGAUACGUCGAAUUAUCUAAAAUCGUGAUUGAUAUCAUACAAGUGGCGUUUGAAAUGUCCUUAAAGUGUCCUAAAAUUGUCAUAAAAGUGUUCUAAAAUUGUGAAAAAAGUAUACUUUUUACAAUAUUUUUCUAAAAUCUGAAUUUGAUUUCGUGUGUGCCCUUUUAUCAUGGAUUUUGUGUGUGUUUAUUCGACAUUCGGAUCAAUUGUCGUGAGGAUAAAUUAUCGGGUGGAUCACUUAUCAUGCGGAUCAAUUGUCCGUGGAUCAAUUGUCGCGGAUCAACGGUCGUGUCUCCUAAUCUCUGACAUCUAAAUAAAUAAUAAAAAUUAAGAAAUCUCAGAUCUUUUCCGCGUGAUUUUUUUUCCGAAUAAACAUAAAAAAAUGAAUGAUAUAUCUAGAUUAAAAUAUGAUAAGACUUAGUCACAGAAAAUAAAUACCGAUAAGAAUUAUCUCACGAUGGGAGUCAAAAAGGAAUGAGUUCAGUUUUUAGUUACAGUUGUACCAGUUAACAUCAAGAUUUGUAAAAUGAGUGUUUAUUAUUUUUCUGUUUUUGUUUUGCUACCAAUUGUUUGUCCUCAAGAUCUGGAAGAAAUGAGUUUGGGACCAGCUAAUACUUUGAAAAUUGGUGAAAGUUGUCUUAGAGAUUAUCAGUGUAUUAAAAAUGCGUUUUGCCGAUCACAAAGAACUUGUAUGUGCGAUCCGCCAUAUACUCCGAAUAUUGAGGGUACUGUUUGUCAUGCAGCUGCAGGAACAAACUGUGGUCCACAAAUUGAAGAUUGUUCCACAAUGUCAAAUUCUGAAUGCAUCCAAGGUGUCUGUGCUUGCAAAGAUAAUUAUUUUCUCGACAUCAAUAACUCUUCGAACUGUAUAAUAAGACCAUCGCGGGUCGAUGACGCUUGUCAGCGCACAGACGAAUGUGCAGACGCAUUAGACGGUGCAUUGUGCGUCAACAAUAAAUGCAAAUGCUACGGAAAUUUCAUAUUUGUAAAUCAGACUGGAAAAUGUAUCCAAACUGUUGGAAUUUUCAUGCCGUGUAAACACAAUUAUCAGUGUUAUGAAAAAGAUAAACCUGAUGGACUCAUUUGUACUGACGGAGAAUGUGCUUACAAACAUAAUGGAGGGACAUUGAAUUUUCCUGUAUAUUUUUUAACUGGCGCUCUAGUUUCUUCUCUUUAUUUUUUAUGA